Messenger RNA from Pollicipes pollicipes, 2305 nucleotides. RefSeq names its product ADP-ribosylation factor-like protein 8B-A. The transcript is spliced from 4 exons. Gene Ontology annotation, biological process: protein transport; anterograde axonal transport. Lineage: Eukaryota; Metazoa; Arthropoda; Thecostraca; Pollicipedomorpha; Pollicipedidae. The record is from RefSeq and is a predicted model, not a curated record. The coding region runs from base 296 to 856 and encodes 186 amino acids. Gene Ontology annotation, molecular function: GTP binding; GTPase activity. Gene Ontology annotation, cellular component: lysosomal membrane.
GCGACAGGGCAAACAAACAGGGCAGGACUGUUGACCUCGGGGCGUUGACUCUCGGGAACUGAUGACUCAUAGCUUGUGACAGUGUAUCUGAAAUUGUGGCAUUCGGGUCAUCUUGUGGGGACGCUGCGCACGGACGGUGCUGUGUCUCGCGUGCCGCGUCAGCAAGGCAUCUGCUUCCAGUGAAGACACAGCGAGCAGAGCAGCCCCUGUGCUGUUGAUCGACCGAGGCCGAUCAUUCUGGUGGCCACUGUCCUGCUUUGCGCUUGCACUUGUCUUGUCGAGCUGAUCUGUCAAGAUGAUGGCCCUUGUGAAUAGGUUCCUGGAGUGGAUAAAGAGCCUGUUCUGGAAAGAAGAAAUGGAGCUCACAUUGGUGGGACUGCAAUAUUCUGGAAAGACCACCUUUGUCAAUGUUAUUGCUUCUGGCCAGUUCAGCGAGGACAUGAUCCCGACAGUGGGCUUCAACAUGCGCAAGGUGUCCAAGGGCAACGUCACCAUCAAGCUGUGGGACAUCGGCGGCCAGCCCCGCUUCCGCUCUAUGUGGGAGCGCUACUGCCGCGGCGUCAACGCUAUCGUGUACAUGGUGGACGCGGCGGACCACGAGAAGCUGGAGGCGUCGCGGAACGAACUGCACAACCUGCUGGACAAGCCGCAGCUGGUCGGCAUCCCGGUGCUGGUACUGGGCAACAAGCGAGACCUGCCCAACGCGCUGGACGAGAAGGGUCUCAUCGAGCGCAUGAACCUCUCCGCCAUCCAGGACCGCGAGAUCUGCUGCUACUCCAUCUCCUGCAAGGAGAAGGACAACAUCGACAUCACGCUGCAGUGGCUGAUUGCCAAGUCCAAGUCGGGCGGCCGCUAGUAGGCCGGCGGCGCGGCCGCGCCCCGGUCCCCCCCGCGCCGACGGUGGCGCCGCCGGCGGCCGGUGCGCACAACUCGCUGCGACCUGCGGCGAGAGCCGUUUGCUGGACUGCGCCGGGCCGUGGAGCUCGCUGGACGCAGGAGGGCGCUCGGCGGCCGUCCGCCGCCGCGCGCGGGUCGCGCCCACUGGCGGUGGCGCCCAGGGUCGGCCGCCGCCCGCCGCGAAUCCCGACGCAACGCUAACGUACGCUUUACCCCGUUCAGCUGUUCUCCGGGUGUGUGGGUAUAUCAGUGCGUGAGGGCCGUGAGGUGGUGUGGCGUGGAGGUGCGUGCGGCCCGAAGCCGAGCCCGGGAGGCCAGGGGGCUUGCCGGGCCAUUCCAUGAGGCGCCGAGACGGGGCGCGCCGGGCGGGUCCGGCGGUGCCGACCGCGCUGCGGGCGGCGAGGCCGAGGGUAACGCUAUGCAGGUCGGGACGCACCACUAACACGAUUUUCUGUGCCGCUGGGACGAAAGCUCGCUGGCGUUUAGGUGUUGGACAACAACGUAGAGAGGGAACGCUGACCAGGGAUUGGAGUGAGUCGCGCACAGUGGCUGUCUUUCAUUGUAACUUUUGGGCUUUAUUUUGUUUUGCUUCGGUAACAAAGGUGUACUUCUACAUUGUGUUGCGUUGCAAGUAAUUCAGUCCAAAGUUGGAAUUCGAUGUUCCGUGUAUUUUAUAGUCCCUGAAACAACGCCGUCCUCGGCAAAAUGUUCGUGCAGGAUUGAAGUCGGUGUUCCCUGUAAGAAUGAAGGGAUGUGCUCGCGAUACACCGACGCGGUGAUGUUUUUCUCACUACACAGUUCACGUGUCGUGAGCUGUGCGGUACCUCCUGUUCACUUUCGUGCCCCGCGGGCCACGGUAAUCACGUAGCUUACCGCUAUCAAAGGCUCGCGAGCUUUCGUCCCGAUGUCUUUCUCUGCAUGUACCAUCGCCUCUUCGGUCUCCUCUCCUCGUCCCGCUGAAGUUCAGCCAAAUGCGCGUUAUUGUAUUAUAGCCCUGGGCUCAAGUUGUGCGUGUCCACCGCUUACCACAGAUAUUUAUUGCUCGUACGUAUCGUGUACCGCACAGCUGUGCGCCGCCGCUCUCGCCAGCAGGUUGGGGUCUGAGAUCGGCGCCGUCAGACCACGCAGGCGGGCACGCGCCGCGUUCUUAGCGAGCCAUACCCUCCGGGCGGUGGUCGCACUCACCGCGGGUGUGCGUCGGACGCGGCGAGGGCGUCACUCGCGCCGCCGACGCACAGGUCGCCCCGGUGGGGCGUCCGGUGGGGCGGGGUGGCAUGUCUCCCGCGCCGCCGCCGGCUGGACAUAUUCGUAUUUGUGUUACGUGCUCGCACGUCGCUGUGGUGCUCGCGAUGGUAUGUGUGUGUGUUUACUCCCCAGCCGCGGGAAAUACAUCAGUCAUUCGAUACAG